Molecule: messenger RNA, 1331 nt
Organism: Lolium perenne
Lineage: Eukaryota; Viridiplantae; Streptophyta; Magnoliopsida; Poales; Poaceae
Source: RefSeq, a predicted model, not a curated record
AACAACAACAAGGCCGCCAAAGAAAACCCGAUAAGCUGUUCCGUCCCCUUCGUUCUCGCUUGCUCGCCGCCUCGCCCCAAUGUGGCCUUCCUGGGUGAAGAGACGCGCUCCCAGGUCUACCUCCACCCCAUGCCCAUCCAUCGAGCUCGUCGCCGCUGCCGCCACCCCCUCCCUCAAAGACAUCCUCUCCCUGCUCCACCCGGAGCCCGCUGCCAACCCGCCGCAGCCCGGCGCGCCGUCGCCGCGCGUCUUCCAUCGUCUCCGAGUCGCGGCCUCCGCUCUCCGGCUCCUCCGCGCCCUCCAGCCGGCGCAGGUCGCCGCCGGGGAGGAAACCCAGGUCGCCUGCGACGAGGAAACCCAGGUCGCCUGCGAAGAGGAAGCGCAGGCCGCCGCCGCCGCCGAGGAGGAAGGCGGGCGGCUGGUGCUGUACUUCACCUCGCUCCAGGCCAUCCGCCGCACCUUCGAGGACUGCAGCGCCGUGCGCGCCAUCCUGCGGGGGCUCCGCGCCGCCGUCGACGAGCGCGACCUCUCCAUGGACGCCAGCUUCGGCCCGGAGCUCGCCGCGCUCCUGCCAGGCCGCCCCCUCGCCGACCUGACCCUGCCCCAGCUCUUCGCCGGCCGCCGGCACCUCGGCGGCGCCGACGAGGUCCGCCGCCUCCACGAGUCCGGCCAGCUCGCCCGCAUCGUCGCGCCCGCGCCCGCCCCCUGCGCCCGCUGCCGCGGCGUGCGCUUUGUGCUCUGCGGCAGCUGCAGCGGGAGCCACAAGCAGUUCACCUUGAAGCUCAGCGGCGUCGGCGGGCGGUUCCGCGAGUGCGCCGACUGCAACAAGAACGGCCUCGUCCGGUGCCCCGCCUGCUUCCCCCCGGCCGCCUGAAUGCCUGAUCCAGAUCCAGGUCCCGGUGGCUGUGGCUGUGGCUGUGGUUCACCAUCAAUUACUCAACUCUUUACUGCCGGCGGUACGACAGCUACUUCUCAUCAACGACAGCUGCUCAGUUCAGACCGUCAGUGUCCUGCCUUGUCUCUGAUCCUAGUAGUAUCUUUUAUAUGCAGGAAUAGUUAAUUUUUUUUCAUGCAGGAAUAGUUCGAUAUACUUAGACAUUUAGUCAAAGCAGUUUAAACCGAGUUUGCCGAUCAUUGCCUGGGGUCUGGAUUCUCGAGUUUUAAUUUAGCUUUGGCGCUUUCAUUAGAAACCUUCGGAAGAUUCUGCUGUUAAUCUUUCUCCUCUCGGUGAGUCCAAUCCUAAGCCAUACGAGAUGUGAGAUUAUACAAGGGUCCAUUAUACAAUCAUAUUAGUACUAUUUUAUACUGUAUACUUGAUACAUCCGUGUUCA